CCAGAUCAUAAUAGAAGAAGCCGUUCGCGUAGUCGAGCUCCCUAGAAGAGUUCAUCAAAAUUCAACACAAUAUAGUAGUUACUUGUAUUAUUGAAAGGAUUUACUCUUAACAACAGCUGGUCACAAUGGCAUCAGACUGGAUUGGCAGUCUUGUUUCAAUCCACUGUGGACCAACACUUGGAGUGUAUCAAGGAGAAGUUUCUUCAGUAGAUCAGGCCAGCCAAACCAUCUCUCUCAGACAUCCCUUCCAUAACGGAGUCAAGUGCACUGUACCUGAGGUUACCUUCAGUGCCAUGGACAUCAAAGAUCUCAGAAUCCUUGAGAUCUGUAAGAGCUCCAAUGAAGUUCCAAAGCAAAAUGGUCCAGACUCCAACUCAACACUGACGCCGCAUGAUGCACGCAAGGAGAAGGGUGGUGGCGCCCCAGUGAACAGUACUCCUGUGACAGUACCUAAUAAAGCUGAGCCCAAAUCACAGGAAGGAGGAGUGUCUCCAGUGCCACACUACUCGAAGGGUUACGGUGAACGUCACAUGGACAUGGCUGCCCAAAGUAAAGGCUUUAGACGAAGACACAACUCCUGGUCAUCUAGUUGCAGAGGUCCAAAUCAGGUCACACCUAAAAAGAACGGAGUGAAGAACGGGGGCUAUAUGAAGAAUAGACAUGAUGAAUGUUUUGGAGAUGGGAUGGAUGAUGUUCUCGACGAAGACUUCGACUUUGAGGGUAACCUCGCGCUGUUUGACAAAGCGGCAGUGUUUUCGCAGAUUGAUUCAUCGGAACGGAGAGGCAAUGGUGCCAGAUCUCGAGGGACACCUGGAGAGCAAACGCCAUCGCGAUACCGCCAUGACGAGAACAUUCUGGAAGCCAAACCCGUUGUCUACAGACAGAUCAUAGUUCCACAGCAUGGAACAAAAGAGUAUAGCACUGACUCAGGGCUGGUGGUACCCAGUAUUUCUUUUGAUUUGCAGAAGCGUUUGUUGGCUGCAGCAGAGAGUCACGGCCUGUCUCUAGAGCGCAGGCUUGAGAUGACGGGUGUAUGUGCAAGUCAGAUGGCCCUCACACUACUUGGUGGCCCAAACAGACUUACCCCAAAGAAUGUGCAUCAACGGCCCUCGGUGGCCCUGCUGUGUGGACCGCAUGUCCAGGGAGCUCAGGGCAUCAGCUGUGGCCGCCACUUGGCCAAUCAUGAAGUGGAGGUCAUCCUAUUCUUGCCAAACUUCGUCAAGAUGUUGGAGGCCAUCACCAGCGAGCUUGCACUCUUUGGCAAGACUGGGGGCAAACUGGUUUCUAAUGUGAAAGACUUGCCAGAGACACCCGUUGACCUGGUUAUAAGCUGCCUUGACUCACAUGAAAACGGAUUCUUGAGGGACCAGCCCUGGUAUAAGGCAGCUGCCGACUGGGCCAACCAGAACCGGGCCCCUGUACUGAGCAUUGAUCCUCCAGUAAGUGGACAGGCACAUGCAGUGGAAGCUAAAUGGUCCCUUUCUCUUGGCCUCCCCCUGCCUUUGUCCGAGGGGGCCGGCCGAGUCUACCUAUGUGACAUCGGUAUCCCUAGACAGGUGUUCCAGGAAGUGGGAAUCAAAUACCACUCCCCCUUCGGGUGUAAGUUUGUCAUCCCUUUGCACUCUGAAUAAGCCAAGACCUUCUUCCAUUUGGGUCAAGGCUCACUGAACCAGAACCUGCCUUAAAGAUUUUAGAAUGAACAGACGUCAGUUUGAAUGUUGGGACAAGUAAGCCUUUCCUUUGCAGCACAACUGGAACUUCUCUGCUUAUUGUUCUCUUAAAAUUCUCCAAAGGGGACAGGAGAAGCCCCAACAAAGGGAAGCGAAAGAAAAGGAUACCAGCUCUUGUGACAUCUCAGACAUUAAAAACAGAACAAACAUUAGUAUAUUCUCACUGUCUCUGCUUUGUUCUGAAGUCUAAUAGUCUUACAAUGAUUCUUCAGAUGGCCGUUUCAAUAUAUAGACUUGGAUCUUUUUGGAAGGAUACAUUUUUGUUCGUUGUUUAUUCAACAAAACCAUUGAAACUGCUUGCAUGGCUCACUGUUACUGUGACUGUGAUCAGUUUUCUGUCAAAUUUCAUUCUUUGUUUACUUUCAGCAUCUUAAGUAGAAUUUUUUUUUACUUUAAAAGUCAGAUGUGCUGAUUAAGAUCGACCUUUAAUUUUUUCCCCCAAAAAAUGUCAGAAUCUGCAUUAAAUAGGGGGUUUUCCUUUAUUCUAUUUGUGCCAGUGUGAUCAAAGUCAGUGUGAGGUGGUAUAAUGUGCUCAUUAUGCCAAGGCAGUUUAUUGCUUGCAAAAUUUCUGCUUAAAGAUGUUGAAACAAAGCAUUAUUUGCUUUGGCCGUUGACCAAGCCCAGUGUGCUGUAAAUAUAUCAGAGAUUGACUGGGUUCUUAUCAGUGAAAAUGUUGCACACUUGAAUGGCAUGGAAGGUAAGUUUACUAUAAAACCAGUCCAUGAUAUUGGUUAGGAUUGGACAAAAACUGGGCAGUUUUAAGCAGUUGUUUACCAAUACCAUUGUAGACUACAAUUAAAUUUGUCCAGUCUUACAAACUCAGAUUUUCUAGAGGAAAUAGCUUAAGAUAAACUUGAAGCAUUGCUAUGCUUUAUCUCUUUUUUUCAUUAGUUUGCCAUGAGUGUGGACUCAUUCUCAAUGCUCAUCAAAUAAACAGUUUGAGAUCCUGUUUUAAAUGGGUUUCAAUUUGUGGAGUUGUCAUCUCUUGUUUGGUUAUAUCUAACAAGAAUCUUUUACUAGGAGAGAUACUCCACAUGUUGCAAUAAAUGUUUCUGAAAUUGAUUCAUGGUUUUAUUAUAGUUUUUGUUGAGCACACAAACCCAUUACAAAACCUUCAGUGGAUCCAGAGCAAAUUAAAAGUCAGUAUGGGUAAUGAAUUACGAUUACCAGAGUAGUUGUUUUUCUAAACAAGCUCUGUUAAAGAUAAAAUAGUUAUAACUUUUUGUUUAAACCAGCAGAUUACCAUAUGCCUUCAAAGUGAAUAUGAAAGGCACUUAUGAUUCUAAAAUACUCUUAGUUGUAUAAAAGAUGCAUUUGGGACAAUAAUGAAAACCUUGUUUCAAAGAUGUUAUGAUGUCUUGAAAUAUGACUUUCAUGUGUGUACAGUGUGUUGACAGCUGUCUUCUAACAGCUGGAAUAAUGUACUGUUUUCAUCAGACUAGCUUUUUAAAAUUUUUUUCGUUAAAGCUUUUUUCUGUUAUGUCUUCUGAAUUUGACUAGCAAAUAUUUUGUUUUCAUACUCCUAUAUGAUUUGGAGAAUGCUUUUUUCCCUGAUAUUUGACUGUUUUUCACUGUUAUCCUGUUUCAUCUUUAUCAUUUCAGAGUUCUAUACAUUUUCACUGAAGCUGGUACGCCUGUGUUUUUCUAUUCUAUCUUCUGUCUAUAGGCCAUGCCCAAGGUUUAGACAGCGUGUAAGAGUGCAGGUCAUUGUUCCCUGUUUAAGUUACAUUUUUUUUAUUUUAUUUUUUUUAUGCUAUGAACAAUCUAAAGGUGACAUCACUAAAGAUGACUGCCCCAGAUGUCUUAUUAUACUUGUUAUAAUGAUAGAGUUGUGAAAACAACAGACUUGAUACAUCAGCUAUUCUCAGAUGUGGGGCAAAUUGAAAUGUGAAAUACAGAAUUUACUUUGAUUUUUUUUUUUUUUUUUUUUUUUUUUAACACUUGUAAGUGGUCAUUGAAUGGUAGUGUCUCUGAUGGCUGCUAGAGAGCCACUUGGCUACUUGAAAUGAGCUUUUGAGCUUAAAACAAAGAUUGAAUGAAUCAGUAAGGCAAUUAUAAAAAAAAUGCUUAGAAGAUUGCACUAUCCAAGUAUUGACAACAUAGAAGAGAAAAGGUCCAUGGUCUGUCUUCACUGUGGAUGUAUACAUAUAUGAGAGCUUGUAUGUUUAAUUCAUUAAUAAUACAGCAGUAAAUGGGCAAAUGCGGCACUAAAAGAGCUUAAGAAAUUGUGCCAAAAUCACUUGUUGGUCUUUAUGUUGUAGUUAUCAUGUGACAGACUGGUUACUUGUUCUUCUUUGGGAGUAAAAAAUAUUACUGCUGUACAUGCUUUUUGAAACCGAAUAUUUGUUUGCAUUUAGCUCAAAGAAACCAAUUUUGCUUUAACAUAAUACCUGCAGAAUCCAUUGAAAAAUAUUCAUUUGAAUAUUGUUUGAUACCUAAGCACUGCUUAGUUGUAUCUGUCAAAAUGUAGUUUUAUAUAAACCAUUCCUCUACGUAAGAGUGAACUGAGAGGGAGUUUUGCUUCUAAAAAUGUGACCAAACAUGUUGUGCAAACAAGAGUUUUCGAAUAUAUUUAGAAGUUACCUGGUACAGCUAAAUUGUGUUGCCCCCCACAUUGGUUAUGAUGAUGUCAUUGAAAACAUCCCUGAAAGUUCCAAGAGGUUUGUUUGCAUCAGAAUCGAAAGUUCCAAGCUACUUUUUUUUUUGUUUUUCCAUUCUUUUUUUUUUUUUUUUUUUUUUUUU
Messenger RNA from Myxocyprinus asiaticus (Chinese sucker), 4472 nucleotides. It is a transcript of the gene edc3, whose product is annotated as enhancer of mRNA decapping 3 homolog (S. cerevisiae). The record is from RefSeq and is a predicted model, not a curated record. Gene Ontology annotation, cellular component: P-body. Gene Ontology annotation, biological process: P-body assembly; deadenylation-independent decapping of nuclear-transcribed mRNA. Gene Ontology annotation, molecular function: mRNA binding. Bases 126 to 1631 code for a protein of 501 amino acids. The transcript is spliced from 7 exons. NCBI's taxonomy places the organism in Eukaryota, Metazoa, Chordata, Actinopteri, Cypriniformes, Catostomidae.